Messenger RNA from Populus trichocarpa (black cottonwood), 2001 nucleotides. Its product is annotated as PAP-specific phosphatase HAL2-like. The transcript is spliced from 3 exons. Gene Ontology annotation, molecular function: 3'(2'),5'-bisphosphate nucleotidase activity. Lineage: Eukaryota; Viridiplantae; Streptophyta; Magnoliopsida; Malpighiales; Salicaceae. Bases 335 to 1729 code for a protein of 464 amino acids. The record is from RefSeq and is a predicted model, not a curated record. Gene Ontology annotation, biological process: phosphatidylinositol phosphate biosynthetic process; sulfate assimilation.
GGAGGCGGGUUUGCACUUUAGAGUCACAGUAUAAAAGCACUCAGUAAUGGGAGACCCUAUUCAUUGCUUCAAGCACUAAUCAAUCUACAAUAUGUACAUGAGAUGAGAUGAGGCUAGAGAACUGGCAUGGGAAGCUAGCUCCUUAGCUGCACUGUUCAAUCUCUUCAUCUGGUCCCCUUUCUUCUCUCGGAAAAUUAUAUGGUGCAUGACUUUCUCUCCCUAACUCUCCUUUCUUAAAUCAAACCGCAUAAUCAUAUACCACAAACCACAAGUGGGAGACAGAGAGAGAGAGAGAGAGAGAGGGAUCAAAGUCAUCAAACCCAUUAAAACUGAUAUGCCUUUAAAUUGCUCAAGCUUGGCUUCCAGAGUUCCACAUAUCUUGGGGGGGCUAAAAACAACAGCAACAACUCGUGUAGGAGGAGGAGGAGUUUUAUUCAACUUUUUUAAUAAAACCCAUCAAAACAAUUCUCUUUGCACUGCUUCUCUUCCUUUAAACAAAAGAAACGACAGCCAAAGAUUCUGUCUUUCUUCUUCUUCUUCUUCUUCUGUAAUGGAAGGUAUUAAAGACUCGGGCUUUUCUACUCAAGAAAUUGAAAAGUAUUCGAAAGAAUUGGAUAUUGCUGUCAGGGCUGUGCAAAUGGCUUGUUCUCUUUGUCAGAAAGUGCAGGAAAGUUUGAUUUCUAAAACCAAUAGUCAGGUACAGGCCAAGGAUGACAAUUCUCCUGUUACUGUAGCAGAUUGGAGCGUCCAAGCUACUGUCAGCUGGAUACUGUCUGAGACGUUAGGGAGCAGGAAUGUGGUGAUUGUUGCUGAGGAAGAUGUUCAAACUCUUUCCAAACCUGAUUCAGCUGGCCUACUAGAAGCUGUAGUUCAAACUGUGAAUGAUUGUCUUGCUGAAGCACCUCGUUUUGGUCUUAAAGCUCCAGGAACAAUCCUCGGCAGUUCAGAGGUUCUUGAAGCCAUCAGUCGUUGCAACUCAGCUGGUGGGCCUAGUGGAAGAUUUUGGGCACUUGACCCUGUUGAUGGUACGUUGGGAUUUGUUCGUGGAGAUCAAUAUGCUGUUGCUUUAGCUUUGAUAGAGGAUGGCGAAGUUGUUCUUGGAGUUCUUGGUUGCCCCAACUACCCAAUGAGGAAAGAAUGGCUAAGUUAUCACCAUCGUUAUCAUAGAAUUAUUUCUAAGUUGACCCCACCUACAUCAGAAUCUUGGGACAAAGGCUGUGUGAUUUAUGCAAGAAGAGGCAGUGGUGAGGCCUGGAUGCAACCUCUAAUACAAGGACAUAAGAAGCUAGUGUGGCCAAACUCCGCAACGCCAGUCAGAGUAUCCACUAUUGAAAAUCCAGCACUGGCAACCUUCUGUGAACCAGUUGAGAAGGCAAAUUCAAGCCACUCCUUCACAGCAGGACUAGCACACAGCGUUGGGCUUAGGAAGCAACCAUUGCGAGUGUACAGUAUGGUGAAAUAUGCUGCGAUAGCUCGCGGAGAUGCUGAGGUUUUCAUGAAGUUCGCCAGGGCUGGCUACAAGGAGAAGAUAUGGGACCAUGCUGCUGGUGUUGUUAUCAUUCGAGAGGCUGGUGGGGUGGUGACUGAUGCUGGAGGAUGUCCACUGAACUUCUCAAAAGGUAUGUACUUAGAAGGUCUUGAUCGGGGUAUUAUUGCUUGUGCUGGAAUCAAAUUACAUGAAAAGAUUAUCAAGGCCGUUGAUGCUAGCUGGAACUCCUCUAGUUUGUAAGGCUUCUUUUGUUUGCACAUGACGUAAAUACAUGCAAAGAAGGGUACUAGACAGGACAGGGACAUGAUGGAUUUUUUUCUUAACAUUCCUAUUCUUGUUUAUAUAGCAUGAUGAGGAGUGGCAUGUGUCAACGUUAUCCGCCCUUGUGAGGGUCUAUUCUGUGUGUAGACUGUAGGGAAAGGGGAAAAAACCUCUAAUGUGAAGCAUGCAUUCAACUAUAUGCUCCAGAAAUCAAUUUGCAAGAAUAUAAAUAAAUGAUGGUGUUCAAGUUC